Molecule: messenger RNA, 1342 nt
Organism: Psylliodes chrysocephalus
Lineage: Eukaryota; Metazoa; Arthropoda; Insecta; Coleoptera; Chrysomelidae
Source: the annotation of a GenBank genome assembly
CAUAUACAUUGACAUUAUAACUAACAACUUUUCUUAUAAUUUACAAGUUUGUACCUCAGUACUGAUCAAGUCAUUUCAUUUGCUCUUAAAUAUGUGAUAAAUUACUUAUUAAAAACAAAAAUGAACGAGAAAUGUGGAAUAUAUUCAACAAAAUGUCUUUUUCCACCAAUCUAAAAUAUUUAGAAUGCCUACGCUGGUCGUACACGGUUCCAAUAUUGUGUUACAUGGCAUUUUUAUUCAUGAUAUGGAUGCUUGCAGUACCGUUGAAACAAAACAUCAAAAUAGUAAAGGAAUUGAACGUGGAUUCUGAGGAUACUUUCGAAAUCAGAAUAAAGAAUAGUAAUUUUAAUACUGAUAAAAAACCGGAAGAAGAAAUUGAACAAAAAAAUGAGUAUUUAGUUAAUGUCGAUGAUGAGGAGUAUUUGAACAAGGACAGCACUCGUAUACUUAUGGAGGUUUUUGAAAAGGCUGAUAAAAAUAAUAAUAAGAAACUAGACAACAAAGAACUAGCACAAUGGAUAAGGCACAAAAUUGUCGAGCACAUUACAUCCGCUGUUGGUAGUAAUUACGAACUUUUCAAUUUGAUCGACAUCAAUCCAAGAAACGGUGUCAUAACGUGGAAGGAAUACCAUACGUAUUUUCUAAAGAAAAGGGGAUUUAGUGAUAAAUAUGUCGGCGAUCAUGAUGAAAGAAGGCACAAAGGAAUGCAACGAUCGCUUAAAGAAAAAAUAAUGAGAGACAAAGCUUCGUGGAUGGAAGCAGCAAAGUCAAAUCCGGAUUCUUUGACUUUGGAUGAAUUUUUGGCAUUUACUCAUCCGGAAUCUAGUAUUACUAACCAAUUGGUACUAGUGGAUGAACUUUUUGACAAAUUCGAUAGGGACGGCGAUGAAUUGUUGACAGAAAACGAGUUUGCCAUCCUACAAACUGAAGGCAACGGAGACGAAACUUUAAUCGUCCGCCAAGACGAAAACGAACGCCGAGCGGAAUUUAGGAAAACCAUCGAUCUAAACGGAGAUGGCAAAGCGGAUAGAAGGGAAUUAUUGCACUACGUAGCCCCGCAAAGCCCCAGACAUAGCGAGCACGAAGCCGAAGCACUUCUAUCUCUAGCCGAUAACGACCACGACGGUAUGCUAUCGCUGGACGAAAUACUAGCACAUCCGGAUUUGUUUUUGAAAUCUAAAAUGGUCGAUACCGCCAGAAGUUUCCACGAUGAAUUUUGAACGAUGGAAUUGAGUUUUUCGUAUUUUUAUUUUUGUAAAAUGUUCUAUAAAAUAUAAAAGUUGUACUGUUCUUUUCUUUCUUUAUUGUGACGCGGAGCCGUCUCUGUACUUUGUUUACUCCU